AUGCGCUCCUUCGUCCUCUUUGCCGCCUUGCCACUCCUGGCCUCUGCCUGGACUGAGCACAAACUCCUCACCCGUGCGACUGGAAACGCGACCGCUUGCGAAACAGGCGACAAAGUGUGCGGCGCAUUCUGCAUACCUGGCACUUACACUUGCUGCCCUGAUCUGGAGGGAGGAUGCCAAACGUCCAAGUCCGUGUGCCAGGAGGGAGACAAUGGUGUCUAUGGGUGCUGCCCAAUCGGUGAAAUAUGCACAGGCAACGGAGGUGCAGAGUUCUUGGACGACUCCUCGGACGACGACUCGGGCAACGACGAUAACGAUACAUCCACCGGAGGCUCCUCGGGUGAUAUAGAAUCGGCAUCUGCUUCUAACGACGCGCGACCUGUUGUCCUCAGCCAGGGUUUGAUGGCUGCGGUUGUCGCGGCUGGUAUUGUCGGCCUGUUAUAA
Cladophialophora carrionii CBS 160.54 is the source of this 444-nucleotide messenger RNA. RefSeq lists its product as uncharacterized. The record is from RefSeq and is a predicted model, not a curated record. Lineage: Eukaryota; Fungi; Ascomycota; Eurotiomycetes; Chaetothyriales; Herpotrichiellaceae. The transcript has a single exon. Bases 1 to 444 code for a protein of 147 amino acids.